AGAAAGCGACGGAAGUGGAUGCCUGAAAAAAGAAGGUGGGAUCUCGGGCAUCCAAUGAUAAGAGGCUUUAUGAGGAGGAGGGCGGGACCGAGUGAAGAGAUUGUCCAAUGAGAGCCAUCAGCGCCAGAACCCGCGGCAGCACCGGGGCGGAGAGGACGAUGGAGGCCUUCGCGCUGUUUGGGGCGCCAUCCGAGCCCGCUGGCCAAGCCCCCCUGGGCUUCGUACCCGCAAAGCCGCCGCCGCCGCCCCCGCCUCCCCCGGGCGGAGGACCCGGCACAGCGCCGCCUGCCGCCGCGGCCGCGGCCCCUCCCGGCGCCGACAAGUCGGGUGCGGCAGGCGGCCCCUUCUAUCUCAUGCGGGAGCUGCCGGGUAGCACAGAGCUGACCGGCAGCACCAACCUCAUCACACACUACAACCUGGAGCAAGCCUACAAUAAGUUCUGCGGUAAGAAGGUGAAGGAGAAACUCAGCAACUUCCUGCCCGACUUGCCGGGCAUGAUCGAUCUGCCCGGCUCUCACGAUAACAGCAGUCUCCGCUCCCUCAUCGAGAAGCCCCCGAUCCUGAACAGCUCCUUCAACCCUAUCACAGGCACCAUGCUGGCUGGCUUCCGCCUGCACACCGGCCCGUUGCCAGAACAGUGUCGCCUGAUGCACAUUCAGCCUCCCAAGAAGAACAAGAAGCACAAACACAAACAGAGCCGGGCCCAGGACCCCGUGCCCCCAGAAACACCUUCUGAUUCGGAUCACAAGAAGAAGAAAAAGAAAAAAGAGGAGGAUCCUGACCGGAAAAGGAAGAAGAAAGAGAAGAAGAAAAAGAAGAGCCGACACAGUCCAGAUCACCCAGGUAUGGGCAGCUCGCAGGCCAGCAGCAGCAGCAGCCUCCGCUAACCCCCCUGGGCUGGACCUCACAAAGCUGCCCUCCGGCCUGCUGGGCCUGGGAACCUCCUGCAGCCAGGACAGGGCCAGCUCCUCCUCUGCGUCGUUGCAGCGCAUGCGUUCAGAGAGAGAAGGGGGCCAUGCGUUUGUAAGGCGCAGCCCAGCUGGCUUUCUCAUGGACAUUCUUCCUUUCCUGGGAAGCCAUUUCUUCUGUUUUGUGCAAUUUGUUUGAUGUUAAAACUUAACCUGUUGUUUUUUUUCUUCUUAAAAAAAAAGCAUUUAUCCAA
This is a messenger RNA of Ochotona curzoniae (black-lipped pika), 1162 nucleotides long. RefSeq names its product mediator complex subunit 19 (gene MED19). The transcript is spliced from 5 exons. Gene Ontology annotation, cellular component: mediator complex. The record is from RefSeq and is a predicted model, not a curated record. Lineage: Eukaryota; Metazoa; Chordata; Mammalia; Lagomorpha; Ochotonidae. The coding region runs from base 108 to 887 and encodes 259 amino acids. Gene Ontology annotation, biological process: positive regulation of transcription by RNA polymerase II. Gene Ontology annotation, molecular function: transcription coregulator activity; transcription factor binding.